GGGCUCAUUCGCUCUUUCUGUCAAUCCGGCACUCCUGGAGGGGGUGAAAAAGAGAGACGCGGGGGUCAUUCUGAAUUUUAUAACACAAGAGUGCGGACAGCAACACCAAAAAAAACAUCACCGGCACGGAUAGACGUCCAGAGGUCCUUCCUCUCAUCUUAAAGUUCCUUCCUUCCAGCCAGGAUGGAGGACGCACACACCAAGUCCCCGGCCGAUGUUCUGGCCGGGUUCGGCGUAAGUGAGGCCACCGGUCUCACCCCCGACCAGUUCAAGAAGCAGCUCGAGAAGCAUGGCUACAAUGAGCUUCCCGCUGAGGAGGGAAAGUCCAUCUAUGAGCUGAUCAUUGAGCAGUUUGAGGAUCUGUUGGUCAGGAUCCUGCUGCUGGCUGCUUGCAUUUCCUUUGUGCUGGCCUGGUUUGAAGAAGGUGAGGAGACCGUUACUGCUUUCGUUGAGCCCUUUGUCAUCCUGCUCAUUCUUAUUGCCAAUGCCGUCGUUGGUGUGUGGCAGGAGCGUAAUGCCGAGAGCGCCAUCGAGGCUCUGAAGGAGUACGAGCCUGAGAUGGGCAAAGUCUACCGUGCCGACAGGAAGAGCGUCAUGAUGGUCAAGGCCCGCGAGAUCGUCCCCGGUGACAUCGUCGAGGUGUCCGUUGGUGACAAAGUCCCCGCUGACAUCAGGAUCAUCUCCAUCAAGUCCACCACCCUCCGUGUUGACCAGUCCAUCCUCACUGGUGAGUCCGUGAGUGUGAUCAAGCACACCGAUGCCGUGCCCGACCCCAGAGCCGUCAACCAGGACAAGAAGAACAUGCUGUUCUCCGGUACCAAUAUCGCCGCUGGCAAAGCCAUUGGCAUCUGCACCGCCACCAGCGUCUCCACUGAGAUUGGUAAGAUCCGUGACCAGAUGGCCGCCACUGAACAGGAGAAGACCCCCCUGCAGGCGAAGCUGGAUGAGUUCGGCGAGCAGCUCUCCAAGGUUAUCACUCUUAUCUGCAUUGCUGUCUGGGCCAUCAACAUUGGCCACUUCAACGACCCCAUCCACGGAGGCUCCUGGAUCCGCGGUGCCGUCUACUACUUCAAGAUCGCCGUUGCCCUGGCUGUGGCCGCCAUCCCUGAGGGUCUGCCUGCCGUCAUCACCACCUGCCUGGCUCUGGGUACCCGCCGUAUGGCCAAGAAGAACGCCAUCGUCCGCUCCCUGCCCUCCGUGGAGACCCUGGGCUGCACCUCCGUCAUCUGCUCUGACAAGACCGGCACCCUGACCACCAACCAGAUGUGUGUCACCAAGAUGUUCAUCAUCGAUAGCGUUGACGGCGACCACGUUUCCCUGAGCAAGUUCGACAUCUCUGGCUCCAAGUACACCCCCGAGGGCGAAGUUACCCAGAACGGUGCCAAGGUCAAGUGCGGUUCCCACGAUGGCCUGGUUGAGCUGGCUACCAUCUGCGCUCUGUGCAACGACUCCUCUCUGGAUUACAACGAGUCCAAGGGCAUCUAUGAGAAGGUUGGUGAGGCCACCGAGACUGCCCUGUGCUGCCUGGUUGAGAAGAUGAACGUGUUCAACACCGCCGUCGGCGGCCUGUCCCAGAUUGACAGGGCCAACGCUUGCUGUGGAGUUGUCAAGCAGCUGAUGAAGAAGAACUUCACCCUGGAAUUCUCCCGCGACAGGAAGUCCAUGUCUGUCUACUGCACCCCCGCCAAGGGAGACGGUGGAGCCAAGCAGUUCGUCAAGGGUGCCCCAGAGGGCGUGAUUGACAGGUGUGCCUAUGUGCGCGUCGGAACUACCCGCGUGGCCCUGACCCCUGCCGUCAAGGACAACAUCUUGUCUGUGAUCAAGGAGUGGGGUACCGGCCGCGACACCCUGCGUUGCCUGGCCCUGGCCACCCGUGACUCCCCCCUCAAGGUUGAGGAGAUGAACCUCGAGGAUGCCACCAAGUUUAUCGACUAUGAGACUGACCUGACCUUCGUUGGCUGCGUGGGCAUGCUGGAUCCCCCCCGUAAGGAAGUCAUGGCCUCCAUUGAGGAGUGCAGGAGCGCUGGCAUUCGCGUCGUCAUGAUCACUGGUGACAACAAGGGUACCGCCGUGGCCAUCUGCCGCCGUAUUGGAAUCUUCACUGAGGAUGAGGAUGUGACCGGCAAGGCCUACACUGGCCGCGAGUUCGACGACCUGGGCUCCCACGAGCUCCAGGCCAAGGCUGUCCAGAAGGCUCGCUGCUACGCCCGCGUCGAGCCCGCCCACAAGUCCAAGAUCGUUGAGUUCCUCCAGGGAUUCGAUGAGAUUACUGCCAUGACCGGUGAUGGUGUGAACGAUGCCCCCGCCCUGAAGAAGGCGGAGAUUGGCAUCGCCAUGGGCUCUGGCACUGCCGUUGCCAAGACAGCCUCUGAGAUGGUCCUGGCCGACGACAACUUCUCUUCCAUUGUGGCCGCUGUUGAGGAGGGACGCGCCAUCUACAACAACAUGAAGCAGUUCAUCCGUUACCUCAUCUCCUCCAAUGUCGGUGAGGUCGUCUGUAUCUUCCUGACCGCUGCCCUGGGUCUGCCCGAGGCUCUGAUCCCCGUCCAGCUCCUGUGGGUCAACCUGGUUACUGAUGGUCUGCCCGCCACCGCCCUGGGCUUCAACCCCCCCGACCUGGACAUCAUGGGCAGGCCCCCCCGCUCCCCCAAGGAGCCCCUCAUCUCCAAGUGGCUCUUCUUCAGAUACAUGGUCAUCGGAGGCUAUGUCGGUGCUGCCACUGUUGGUGGUGCUGCUUACUGGUUCCUGUACGACACCGAGGAGGGACCAGGAGUCACAUACCACCAGCUGUCCCACUUCAUGCAGUGCACUGACGACCACGAGGACUUUGAGGGUAUUGAGUGCGACAUCUUCGAGGCCUCUCCCCCCAUGACCAUGGCCCUGUCCGUCCUGGUCACCAUUGAGAUGUUCAACGCCCUCAACAGCUUGUCUGAGAACCAGUCUCUGGUGCGCAUGCCCCCAUGGAGCAACUUCUGGCUGCUGGCCGCCAUGUCCCUGUCCUUCUCCCUCCACUUCAUGAUCAUCUACGUCGACCCUCUGCCCAUGGUCUUCAAGUUGACCCACUUGUCCUUCGAGCAGUGGAUGGUGGUCCUGAAGCUCUCCUUCCCCGUCAUCCUGAUGGAUGAGGUCCUCAAGUUUGUUGCCCGCAACUACGUUGAGGUUUACGAACCUAUCUAACUUCCUGUAACAAAAACAAGUGGGCGUUCUGCUGUGAGCGCGAGAGAGGAAGAGGAGAAGAGAAAAUAAAAGAGAAGACAAGAACAAAGUGGAGAGAAGAGGAGUUUUGAGAGAGGAGAGGAGCUAAGCUACUGAGAGCUUACGAAAGGAGCGGAGGAAAAAAACACUGGAAAAUCUACAAAAAAAAUUCUUUAAAAAUGUCUGUUAAAAUGUACAAAAACAUAAUAUAAAAACAAACUACAAACUCUUAUUGAAAGAUGCUGAAUUAAUAUAUAGGUAAACCCUGCUGCCAAAUUAUAGUUGAGAUGAUGUUGAGAUGAUGGAUUCAUUCUAUUCUUAAAAAUAAUAAUAAAUGUAUUAAAAGAAACAUUUUUUGUUAAACUUGUA
Messenger RNA from Engraulis encrasicolus (European anchovy), 3564 nucleotides. It is a transcript of the gene atp2a1l, whose product is annotated as ATPase sarcoplasmic/endoplasmic reticulum Ca2+ transporting 1, like. NCBI's taxonomy places the organism in Eukaryota, Metazoa, Chordata, Actinopteri, Clupeiformes, Engraulidae. The transcript has 25 exons. The record is from RefSeq and is a predicted model, not a curated record. Gene Ontology annotation, molecular function: P-type calcium transporter activity; ATP hydrolysis activity; ATP binding. The coding region runs from base 184 to 3177 and encodes 997 amino acids. Gene Ontology annotation, cellular component: membrane. Gene Ontology annotation, biological process: intracellular calcium ion homeostasis; calcium ion transmembrane transport.